Homarus americanus (American lobster) is the source of this 1813-nucleotide messenger RNA. RefSeq lists its product as uncharacterized. The transcript is spliced from 10 exons. The coding region runs from base 84 to 1445 and encodes 453 amino acids. NCBI's taxonomy places the organism in Eukaryota, Metazoa, Arthropoda, Malacostraca, Decapoda, Nephropidae. The record is from RefSeq and is a predicted model, not a curated record. Gene Ontology annotation, cellular component: kinetochore; Ndc80 complex.
CAGUAGCAGCCCUCGGUGUUCAAACAACAGAGGAGUGAUCCCUGUCUCCACUGACUAACAAUUCAUAAAGCCAUUACUACAAGAUGGGUGACCAGUGUGUAAAUGAUGAAAUGUGUGUCAAAGCAUUUAGUUCCAUGUUUGACUUUCAUGUAACUAUCAAUGAUAUCAGACAGUUCAAACCUGACUUUGUGCAGAAGAUAUACACUUGCUUCAUCCGAGACUUUGGAGCAUGUCUGGAACAGAUUCACCAGCUUCCGUUUGAUUUGUGUGAGUCUGUGCAUCAGCACCAGGAGAUGUACCACAAUGCAGUGAGAACAAUGGUCCUGGCCAAGGUCAUCAAAUUGUUCUUUGAGAUCAUUUAUAAUGACGACACCUUCUUACCUUCUGACCUUUUUGACCCCAAACCAAAUAGGACAAGAAGAUUUUAUUUCUUGCUAAUAGAGUUUUAUUAUGCUUCAAAUGAACACGCGGAACGCAUCAUUGAAAUUGAGAAUACUACCCGCAUAAAACGUGAGGCAAAGGAGAAGAUGCUUGAAAACUGCAAGCAGUUACAGGUGAAGAUUGGAAAUGUCAAGCUGGAGAAUGCUGAAAAUCAGAUUCGAGUAGAGCAGGAAUUAGAACGGAUAGAAGAAGAGAAGAAUAAAUUGCAAAAAUGUCAAGACAUAAGGCUUACCCUUAAGUCUCAAAUGGAAGCCCUCAAGAUGGAUAUAUCCACUCUAAUAACAGCCAAGAAGGAUGCUGAGUUGGAGGUUAUUGAGGGUAAGGAGAGGACAAAGGUGCUUUCAAGCCAGGUGGUGCAAGUCACUGAGCAUCAAGAAAUUCAGGAACGAGAUAGCAAAGUGGCAUCUCAUCAAAGUGUGAAUCAGGAAAAGCGUGAACGCCUGACAGAACUCAAACAUUUGGUACAAACGAGUAAUGCUACUGUAGAAGUCCUAAAUAAUCAGCUCUUAGUAAUGUUACAAGAUAUUCAACAAGAAGUUACAAAGAACAAAGAAAUCCAGACAAGCUUGUCACAACUAGAUCAAGAUAAAGCAGCACUACUGGAGGGGACUGAAGACAAUACUAUGCAGAUUCAGCAUUUAACUGAGCAGCUUGCAUCUAGACAGGGGAAGGUCUCCCAGAUGCGGCAAUCGUGGAACUUAAAGCAGGAGAGUAUCAUUGAAGAUCUCAACCAACUCAAGUUAGUGCUAGAACAAGUACGUCAGAGCCGUACAGAAGAGGAGAUUGUGUCUCAGGAGAUGGAGACUGAGCGUAUGAGGAUAAUGCAGGAUAUACAACAGUUGAAUGGGCAGACUGCCAACAUUGGUCGCAUUAUUGCAGCCAACUAUAAAAAGAUUAUUGAUACGAUUGAAAAACACAACAACGACCUGCAAGUGUCACUGGCUGACCUGGCACAGUGUAUGGAGCAGAGUCGUGUCAAGAACCCAGAGAAGCUGCUCCCUUAGAUUAUCUCUUUUGUGGAAUUCACAAAAUAUUUUGGUUAUUAGGAAUCUGUAUAUUUUAACCAUUGAAAACUGUAUCCACAUUUGUAAGCUACAUAUACUAUAACUGUGAGUUUGUUCUUUUGAUACUAUGUCAAUCCAAAUACUGUGUAACACAAGUAUAGUAUAGCAUGGUACCUUGGAGAGUAUGUAGUUGUACAUGUUGUCAUUGGAACAGUAUUUCAUGGGCAGUGUUUAUUUUGGCUACUAUAUUUGCUAUGUCACAUUUGUAAAUAAGCCCUCAUAAAAAAUAAUACAAAUUGAAAAAGCUUUAUAAAAAUACAUUUAUUUUAUGUUUAUAUACUACAGCGAGUUCUGCUAUAACGCGUGUU